Pyrus x bretschneideri (Chinese white pear) is the source of this 5536-nucleotide messenger RNA. Its product is annotated as transcriptional activator DEMETER-like. Lineage: Eukaryota; Viridiplantae; Streptophyta; Magnoliopsida; Rosales; Rosaceae. The transcript has 18 exons. Gene Ontology annotation, molecular function: DNA N-glycosylase activity; 4 iron, 4 sulfur cluster binding; DNA demethylase activity. The record is from RefSeq and is a predicted model, not a curated record. Gene Ontology annotation, biological process: base-excision repair. The annotation marks the transcript as partial.
UACAGAAAAAUAAUAAACUUGACAGAGAAACUGCUUUUCUGCACAGAUGGUUUCCUACCAAACUAUGAUCUAAACUCCUUACCAAGUACAGAAGGCGACACUGCCUCAGGUGUUGCCGGCCAACUCCAAUUCACAACAAAUGAGGCCAAGAAUUUGGAGAACGACCAGCUUUCUGCAAUGCUGAAAUCAUUGACGGACGAAAGUGCUAGGAAGGAAAAAGGCAAGCAGGUCUUGUCUAUAGAAGAUGAAGCAACUCAAAAAAAUGGUGAUGGCCGCUUGCAGAACAUUGUGGAGUCAUCAUCUGCAGCCAUUUCUACACUGUACAACAAAAACAAAGAGUCUGGCAGGGGAGGCGACAGAGGGAUUGAUCUGAAUAAGACGCCCCAACAGAAACCACCCAAGCGAAGAAAACACAGGCCCAAGGUAAUUGUUGAGGGUAAGCCCAAAAGGACACCAAAACCUACAACUGCAAAGAAUACAGAGUCUAAGGAGACCCGACUGGAAAAGAGGAAGUAUGCAAGAAAGAAUGUCCAAAAGGAAUCCCCAAGUCAAUUGGCAGAGGUAACACAGGAGACAACAGGCCCUACUGCUGGAAAAAGUGCAAAAUCAUGCAGAAGAGUUUUGCAUUUUGAUUUGGAAAAGACCGUGGAUGAAAACCUAUCCAGAGAAAUUGGUCAGCAAGAGAACAAGAGGACUUUUGAUUUGAAUUUUGACUCUCAAGGGACACAUGCGGGCACUGAAAUGAACCAGGUUUUGACUGAAAAGGCAGCUGAGCGAAGUGUCCUACUGAACGAAUUGAUGGUAGAUAAGCAUACACCAAGCACUAAGAGGAACCCUUUCCCUUCCAUGAGUCUUAUGCCAAAUAACCAUACAUUCCGGCCAGAAAGCCAAGCAUCUGCAUCCCUGCUUGCUACAGCAAAAGACAUACAUCUGAAAAACUCGCAUGUCAUGAGGAGACGUACAGAGACUGCAAAUUCUGAUCUAUGCCAGAGAAAAUGCAGAGAUGAAAACAUUCCUGUGCAGCAACAUACCCAUGCUGAAGGAAUAGGCCAAGAUGUCAUUCGAGCAGAGCUUAGAUAUGAAAACCUUCAGAAGACUAAAGAAAAUGUCAACCAAGGUGAUUCUUUACUAAAAAUUCUCUCCCUUCCAAGUGAAGGAAGAGGAUCCAAGAGGGAAUUUUUUCAAACUGCUGAGCACCCUUGUCGUUCUACCAACAAUCCACCAAGUUCACUGUCAUUCCAAGAGAUAUUUCAAUUGGAUAGAAUUCAGAAAAACAGUGGCACUCCCAGCAAAGAUUGUUCAGGAAGUCGUAAGAAGAAGAAAGUUGAGAAUGGACACUUGAGCAUCAGUAAUAUGCCUAGUAAAGUUACGGCAGUUGAAAAGUGUCUGGGAAAAGUUGAUAGAACAGGGGAAAAUAAUGUCAAUUCAAAUGGAUUUGCAUCGAAGAACCAUACAAUACUGAGUUCUUACUUUGAAAAUAACAAAAUGAUUGACAGGGAGAACAAAGGGAUCAGCAAGUUUACGACUGACAGGUACGCCCACCCCAUCACUUCUGGGAAUGGUUUUCUACAUCGGCCAAUCUCAUCCAAAUCAAAUUCAUGCCAAGGUUCCACUCAAGUUCUUAGCUUUUCCACCCAUUCACCAAGUCAAACAUUUAACCAACUAGCCUCAUCACCUCCUAAAAAAUCCUUUCAGCUAGAAACCAAGCUGGUAUCUCAUGAUAAUAUGUCAGUAAAGAAGCAGGCUGGGGGAACUACUGUAUCGAAAAUUUCAUCAGGUACAGAUAAAGUCCAGCAAGAGAAGGAUGCCUCGUAUGAUUACCAGCAACCUUCUGCAAUAGCAAUUGGUACUUUCCAUCAUAAGGAACCCUUAAACAAUGACACUCUUGAUUUUGAUGCAGGGUUUCCAAUAAGAACAAAAAGUACAAUACCGAUAGAUGAUAUCAUACAUCAAUUUAAUGGUCUCAACCUCAAUGGAAGCUGCAGCGAAAUUCUAGAGCAGGAGAAUGCACUUGUUCCUUACAAAGGAGAUGGUGCAAUUGUUCCCUUUAAAGGUAUUAUUAAGAAACGUAAGUCGCGGCCGAGAGUAGAGCUUGACCCAGAAACAAAUAGGAUAUGGAAUCUAUUGAUGGGCAAGGAGGGAAGUGAAGGUGUUGAAAGAACAGAUAACGAGAAGGAGAAGCAUUGGGAAGACGAAAGAAAGAUUUUCCAAGGACGAGUUGACUCAUUCAUUGCACGCAUGCACCUUGUUCAAGGAGACAGACGUUUUUCAAAAUGGAAGGGAUCAGUUGUUGACUCGGUGAUUGGAGUUUUCCUUACCCAGAAUGUUUCAGACCAUCUAUCAAGCUCUGCCUUCAUGUCAUUGGCAGCACGGUUUCCGCUUCAGUCAAGCAAUCACCAAGCUCCACACAAGGUUGGAACAAACAUCUUGGUUAAAGAACCAGAAGUUCGAAUGACAAGUCCAGAUGAUGCCACCAAAUGGCAUAAAGAUGCAUCAAGUCAACCAAUCUACUGCCAGAUUUCUAGGACACUCCAUGAAUCUGCAGAAAAUCAGAGAGACAGUGAGAACUCAUUGACAGAAAGGAAUUUAGAUGAGGCACAUAGCCAAUGUUUUGAGGAAGAAUUUGUAUCGUCUCAAGAUUCUAUUGAAUCCUCAGUCACUCAAGGAGCUGUAGGAAUCAGGUUGUACCAAGUGUCCAACUCAGAAACAGAAGAUCCUAUCACUGGAUGCCAGCCCAACAAGAUUCCCAUUUCCAUUUCAAUGUAUCAACAAAUGGAGAAAGCGACCAUGUUUCAGGACUUUUACCGUCAAGUAAAUGGAAGCUCACUAUUAGAUGAUGGAUUCAAGAAUGCACAAAUGGAAUAUUCACAGAUAAAGACACGAUUAGACAAAAUCAUUCAUCUCACUGGCAGUUCUUUCACAAAUCCAAUCAAUCUUGACGACGAAAAUAUCCAAGUACCAGUUGUUCCUUCCAGCAACAAUCAAUUGCACAUGUACCCAAAUUCUGGAGAGCCAGAGCCAUGGAGAUUUGGAAAUUUCAGUGAGGACAGCAUAUCCUCUUGGCCUUCAACUGCUUCCAGGUUCAAUAUUGAACAUGACAAGUACAAGAACUUAAGAAAUGAAGAACUGUUAGGAAGUGUUGUUAAUUCCUCUAUGCAACAGAAUGGUCUGAGGAGAUCUCAAGAAAUGCCACCAGUGGACCCGUGUGCAUUGUUCAGACAGCACUCAAUAGACCUGAAAAACAGUUCUGAAACAAGGCCAAGCACUGGGCAUAAUCCUUCCGACUACAGUCAUCAACGAAAGGGGAACCUAACCUUCCAAUUAGAAAACACGUCGGUCAGAGAGCCUGAAAACCAUGUUGAAUCACUUCAGAUAAAUAAGAGCGUUAGCAUGCAGCAUGUUGAAAAUGUCGGUGAUCUCAGUAAAAAAUCUUUCAAUGUCGUUGACAGUAGGCAAAUACACAUGAAAAAUCAAUCAAUUGAUUCAAAUGUACAGGAGCAACCAUAUUCAUAUGGUCAGUCACAAAAUGAGACAAGUAAAAAAUCUUCAAAAAGAAGAAAAGGAAAGGCUGACAGUGAGAAAAAGAACGAUGUUAACUGGGACAUCCUGAGAAAGCAGGUGCAGGCCAAUGGUAGGAAAAAGGAAAGAAAUAAAGACGCAACGGACUCACUGGACUAUGAAGCACUAAAAAAUGCUAAAGUAAAAGAAAUUUCUGAGGCAAUCAAGGAGCGAGGGAUGAACAUCAUGCUAGCGGAACGGAUCCAGGAAUUCCUAAACCGACUGGUUAGAGAACAUGGAAGCAUCGAUCUGGAAUGGUUAAGAGAUGUUCCUCCUGAUAAAGCAAAGGAUUAUCUAUUAAGCAUACGAGGAUUGGGAUUGAAAAGUGUGGAAUGCGUCCGGCUUUUAACACUUCACCACCUUGCUUUCCCGGUUGACACUAAUGUUGGAAGGAUAGCAGUAAGACUGGGAUGGGUCCCCCUCCAACCCUUACCUGAAUCGCUUCAGUUACACCUCCUAGAAAUGUACCCAAUGCUGGAGUCAAUUCAAAAGUAUCUAUGGCCAAGAUUAUGCAAACUUGACCAACGAACGCUUUACGAGCUGCACUACCAGAUGAUUACAUUUGGAAAGGUUUUCUGCACAAAGAGUAAACCAAAUUGCAAUGCAUGUCCAAUGAGAGGAGAAUGCAGACACUUCGCAAGUGCUUUUGCAAGUGCAAGGUUUGCCCUGCCAGGUCCAGAAGAGAAGAGCAUUGUGAGUUCAAGUGUUCCAAUUGCAGCUGAGAUAAACCCUACAUUAGCUGUCACCCCCAUGUCACUGCCUCCACCAGAAAUCAACUCAUUCCAGAUAGCAGGUGCUGAGAUUAACAACUGUGAACCGAUCAUCGAAGAACCAGGAUCGCCAGAACAAGAGUUCACUGAGCUAUCACAAAGUGACAUUGAGGACUUGUUCUAUGAGGAUCCUGACGAGAUUCCAACCAUCAAACUCAACAUGGAACAGUUCACAUCGACAUUACAGAACUAUAUGCAAGAGAAGAUGGAGCUCCAAGAAGGUGACAUGUCCAAGGCUUUAGUUGCCUUGACUUCAGAAGCUGCUUUUAUUCCUACACCCAAACUAAAGAAUGUCAGUCGACUACGAACAGAGCACCAAGUGUAUGAACUACCAGAUUCACAUCCACUCUUAAAAGGGAUGGACGGACGGGAACCAGAUGAUCCAAGCCCUUACCUUCUUUCUAUAUGGACACCAGGUGAGACUGCAAAUUCAAUUCAACCACCAGAAAGCAGGUGUGGCUCCAAAGACCAACACAAAUUGUGCAAUGAGAAGACAUGUUUUUCAUGUAAUAGUAUAAGAGAAGAAAAGUCACAAACAGUCAGAGGGACGAUUCUGAUACCUUGUAGAACAGCAAUGAGAGGGAGCUUUCCACUCAACGGCACAUAUUUCCAAGUUAAUGAGAUGUUCGCAGAUCAUGAGUCUAGUCACAACCCAAUUGAUGUUCCAAGGGGGUGGAUAUGGAAUUUGCCAAGACGGACCGUAUACUUUGGAACUUCUGUAUCAACAAUAUUCAGAGGUCUAUCAACAGAGGGAAUUCAAUACUGCUUUUGGAGAGGAUACGUGUGUGUGAGAGGAUUUGAAAGAAAAACAAGAGCACCGCGACCCUUAAUGCCCAGACUGCAUUUUCCUGCAAGUAAGUUGACCAGGACACAAAAUGAAGGGAACAAACAGCACUGACCACAGUGCAAAGAAGAUUUUCAUCAGAUGUACAGAAGCCUACUGACUCUGUGAGAAGAACAAUGACUAACAAAUUCUAUUGCUUUCAAUUAUUCAUCCUCUAGAAUGAGAAUUCAUUAUAUGACAGGCAGCAGCUGAUAGCAAGUAUCAUGUGCAAUAUGUGAGAUUCGUGAUCAGAUCGUAGUCUGUAUGUACAUUACUAUUUUUUUCAAUAAAUGCCCAAAAAGGAGCAAUCCUUCCAAAACAGUGCAACAUUAUCACUGCCCAAAUGAAAAAAAAAAAAAAAAAAAAAAUACUCUUUGGUGGUAAU